This is a messenger RNA of Chironomus riparius, 1643 nucleotides long. The record is from the annotation of a GenBank genome assembly. Lineage: Eukaryota; Metazoa; Arthropoda; Insecta; Diptera; Chironomidae.
CCUUCCUUCUUCUUUAUCAUCAUAACAAAUAAACUUCUUCAUUCAUUGUGUAAAAUUCAAUAAGUUCAGAAAUGUUUUUGCAUUAUUUUGGAAUUUUAUUUAUUUUAUUUAAUUCUGUGCUUUCAAAUACUCUUCAUUAUCAGCCACAGGCUGUGCAUUUGUCGCUUGGAGAUGACUCAACACAAAUUAUUGUAACAUGGAGUACACUUGAUGAUCCAGGAGAGUCAGUUGUCGAGUAUGGAGUCAAUGGCUUUGCACUCACAGCAACCGGUGAAAGAAGUAAAUUUGUUGAUGGUGGAAAAGAGAAGCAUUCGCAAUACAUUCACAAAGUAAUUUUAACGGAAUUGUUGCCUGAUUCUAAAUAUCUUUAUCAUUGUGGAAGUGCACAAGGCUGGUCACCGGUAUUUUAUUUCAAAACAUUCCCCGAAGGAAGUGAUUGGCAGCCUAGAAUAGCUCUUUAUGGUGAUAUGGGUAAUGAAAAUAUUCAGUCAUUACCAAGGCUACAAGAGGAGACUCAACGUGGAUUUUAUGACGCAAUAAUUCAUGUUGGUGACUUUGCAUAUGACAUGCACGAUGACAAUGCAAGAGUUGGUGACGAGUUUAUGAAUCAAAUUGAAAGUAUUGCUGCUUAUGUUCCUUAUUUGACAUGUCCUGGUAAUCAUGAGGAAGCAUACAAUUUCUCGAAUUAUCGCGCUCGAUUCAACAUGCCUGGAGAAGGUGACAGUCUGUACUACUCAUUUAACCUGGGUCCUGUACAUUUUAUUGGGAUCUCAACUGAAGUUUACUAUUUUAUGAAUUAUGGACUGAAAACUCUAGUCAAUCAAUAUCAAUGGAUUGAAAAAGAUUUGAUAGAAGCAACUAAGCCUGAAAAUAGAAAACUUCGUCCUUGGAUUGUCGUCUUUGGUCAUCGUCCCAUGUACUGCUCAAAUAACAACGGCAAUGACUGCACACAUUCACAAACUCUCAUUCGAGUGGGUUUGCCAUUCACAGGAUUCUUUGCACUUGAACCUUUGUUCUAUAAAUAUGGAGUUGAUGUUGAAGUCUGGGCUCAUGAGCAUAGCUAUGAAAGAUUAUGGCCAAUUUAUGACUAUAAAGUCUAUAAUGGAUCGAGGGAUGAACCAUAUAAAAAUCCAGGUGCACCAGUUCAUAUUGUUACUGGAUCUGCAGGAUGUAAAGAGGGACGUGAGCCGUUCCCAGAAAACCUGCCAGAAUGGAGUGCCUUUCAUUCGCAGGAUUAUGGAUACACUCAAAUGUAUGUCCAUAAUCACAGUCACAUCCAGUUCAAGCAAAUUUCAAUGGACAAAGCUGGAGAAGUUGUAGACGAUUUUUUUAUCACUAAGGACAGCCAUGGAGAAUAUGAAAAAUCCAAAGAAAUAGACUAGAUCUGUAAAAUUAUUAGAGAAUAUUGACUAAGAACUAAUAACACAAUUUUAACUUUUUUGCACGAAUCUUGCAUUUGUUUAAGGCUAUAAUAUCAAAUUUUAAUAAAUAUUAAUUUCAUAAUUUCAUUUGAAUGUCUAGCAGCUCAACAGUAGAGCUUAAUUUUAUGUCAAAAUAGAACGUUCCUCGUAAUCUUGUGAUAAUUUGACAAUUCCACUUUUUUUUUGUUUUAAUGAAUGAUAAAAUAAAAGAUAAAAGUAUAA